Prorocentrum cordatum is the source of this 932-nucleotide messenger RNA. NCBI's taxonomy places the organism in Eukaryota, Dinophyceae, Prorocentrales, Prorocentraceae. The record is from the annotation of a GenBank genome assembly.
CUCUCCUUAUCCUGUCAGCCUUUUUUGCGUCCAGCGCGGCCAAGCACGCCACGACAUGGGGCGCAAACUCGCAAGGGGCCCCGGCAGCCACGGCUGCCCGGCCGCCCCCGCUUCAACGAGAGCCACCCGGGCCGCACAAGGGCCGCCAGCGGGGCCCUCCAGAGGGAGGGGUUCGGAGGCACUCGAGGCGCGUGGAGCGAGGAGGGGCGAACUCGAGGCGCCCGCGCCUGCGCGGCAGGACGGGCGCGCCGUGGCAUGCAUAAUAAGACAGUACAAGCGAGCCCGCGCGCGUGCGUGCCUCGGCCCCUUGGCCGUCGAAAAAGCGCGCGGGCGGCAUCGAGGAGGAGGAGGAGGAGGAGGAGGAGGAGGAGGACGGGGACGAGUGAGGAGGAGGAACAGGAGGAGAAGGAGGAGGAGGAGGAGCAACGGCAAAUGGAAGAAUGUCCCAAUGCCGCGCAGCGUCCGGCACAGCGGGGAACCGGCUCUGGCAAGACCAGAAGCUACAGGGGGCGGGAGGCCUGAGGCCGCCAGGCCCAACCCCGCUCGCGGCGCGGGAGGGGACCACGAAUUCGCCAGCGUGCAGCGACAGCGCGGAGCUGGAGCCUGGCCGGAGCAGCCAGGAGGCCAGGUGUCUUGGACAGCUCGCCCAGCUCCCCGUCUGGGCCUGGAGCUCCGGCGCAGGAGCGCCGGCAGGGAGGGCCAGGUCUGGCAAGUCCAGACGCUGGGCCGAAGGCCUUGAACCUCGCAGCGCAAGAGUGCUCCGAAUUCAGAUGCACGAAGACAGAGAAGCAGCGGGUGGGGCGGUGGUAACAUCCGCGGUGCCCAGCGCACGGAUCCGCCGUCAAGAGCAAGGCGGUACACUCCGAGCCUGGUGCCCACGGGCAAAGAAACCACUCCACAUCCGCGUCCUACUCCUUAUCCUUACCUUCUUC